UCUGUGUGUUUGCUGUGUUAUCUGUCACUGAUCGGUGUUUGUGUUUACGAACUUAUAUUUUUCUAGAAAAUUUGCUAUUUUACUUUAAAAUUAAACAUUUUAUUAAUCAUCUAACCAUUCGUUAAACUACUCGAGAAUCUAUUUCAUCAAGUGCCGAAGUAUUGAAUGAUUCAGACCAAUAUUUCUUCGUCUGGUUACGUUGGCGUUGAAGUGAAAUCCAGCCAGGGUCCCAUUGAAUAAUCUAGAUCAAAAAAGAAAGAUUUUCUAUCAAUCAUAAAAAAUGGGUGAUCAAGUCUACGCUGCAGAAAAAAUUAUGAAAAAACGUGUCCGUCGGGGCAAAGUUGAAUACUUCGUGAAAUGGAAAGGCUGGAGCCAAAAGCAUAGUACAUGGGAACCUGAAGAAAAUAUCUUGGAUGCCCGUUUAAUUAAUGCUUUUGAACGAACGCAAAAAAAUGAACAUCAAGCUUAUAAAAAAUCAAUCAAGCGAAAGCAUCAUCAAAUGGAAACGCCUGAGCGAGGUGAUGCUGAUGAUAGCGCAACAAACGAUGACACCUUGGCUGAUGAAGAUAGUCACGAUGAGACUGAUUCAUUGCAAACCAGUUCUUCCAAAAAAUCUGAAACGAUUGAAAAUAUAACCGAAGCUGAGAAAAAAGAUAACACUUCGCAGUCAACUGGUACUAAAAAUAGUAAAUUUGGGAUAGAAAACGUCGAGAUUUCUGAUGACGGAGAUAGCAGCGAUAGUGAAGAUUCUGUUCCUCUUGCGCUAAGAAUAAAAUCAUUGGGACGAAAGCGAAAAGCCGAAGUAUUAUCGAAGUUAUUUCCGAAGGAAUCUGGUAAAAUUGGUGUCAAAAUCACAACGAGUUCUCCUAAUGGGCCAUCCAAAGUUCCGAAAUUGAACUCGCCUACGACUCAUAAAGCUCCUUCGAUGCCUUGUGAUUCUGCUGGUAAAUUAAGCUCGAAGAAAUCGCUUACGGUCAGUUCAUCUUCUGCGUCUGCUGAUAAUCCGCAGGUUGUUAUCAUCAGCAAGACUUCAUCGACCGGGAAUGAAUCAAAAUCUACAACUAGUGACGCCAAGCCAGUCGCUAAUAUUUCGCUCAAAGUAGUUUCAGAAGCGGAUACACGAACGAAAGAAGACGAGGGCAAUAAAACUCGUACAUCAGAACCUAAAACACUGGAUAAAGAAAAACUAUCACCCGCCGCCAAAGGUGAAACUGUAAAAUCCAUUUCGCCUCCUUCAGAUUCCAAUACCAGCGAUAAAACUACUAAAACGGCCGCAGAUAAACUCGAAAAUUCCACCAACGGUAAGCUUGCUAUUCCUGAAAGUAAUUCAAAACCAUGUUCAAAAGACGAUUCCCAAGCUACGACCGCUGAUAAAGUACCUGCGAAGAAAGUCGACCUAGUCAGCUCAACAGCAUCUAAUGAUGAAAAUAAAGUCAACGGUGUCAGUGGCAAACACAAUAAUAAUAACGCCUUCACCACCGAUUUAAAUAAUCAGCCUCCGAUGGUUGUUAAAACUAUAUUAACGAAUCCGGGCCACGAGUACUGGAGGAUGAAAAAUCCAGUCGCUGAUAAAAUAUUCAUUACCGAUGUUACCGUUGAUUUGAAUAUGGUCACUAUACGAGAAUGUUCUACCGAAAAAGGAUUUUUCAAAGAAAGAUAGGCUCGGUGAAUUAGAUAUUUGACAAUAUUUAGGUAUAAAAUACACGGGCAUCCAAGAUAUUUUGUUCUGGUUCCCAUGUACUAUGCCUGAAAAGAUUUAAAAAAAUUGGUAAAUUGCAUUGACGAAUUUGUAUUGUUCAAACUUAAUUUUGAAAAAUCAUUGAAACAAAAAUGCAGAGGAUUAUUUCACUUUAGCAUCGUUUAUGAUGACAAUGUUUUUAGUAUUCAAUCAAGUAAUCGCUGAUUUAAGCGAAUCCUUUCUUCCUUUCUGUUUCUUUUUAGUUCUGAUUUUAUUUUCAUUAUUAAAUCAAUAAGUUUCAUUUCCAAUUUUUUAUUUUAAGCCACUGUAAAAAGCUUAUUUUUGAUGAUUGACCAGAGACUUCAGAAUGAAAUACGAGGUAAAAUGAAUAUGUACUGCGUACCUAUAAAAACAAAAUGAAAACUCUAUUCGAAUUUAUUUCGUAGAAAAAUCAUUGCGAUUAGACUUUCAUUAAUUUAGCGUUUUAUUCUGUACGUUUUGAACGAUGAAAUAUUUGAUACGUAUUUUUAAUUUUUUCCUUGUACGUAUUAAUUAUCAUGACUGUAUAUUACCGUGAAAAUACUUACGUUUUUAAAUUUACGUAACAUAGGUAUAUAGGGUAAAAUGUGGCGUGAUAGAAUACACUGAUUGAUUGUUGAUGUUAUAUAAUCACCACAACGGUUUAUUAUUAAUAAAUAUUCAUUUUAAUAUUGAUAA
Molecule: messenger RNA, 2395 nt
Organism: Planococcus citri (citrus mealybug)
Lineage: Eukaryota; Metazoa; Arthropoda; Insecta; Hemiptera; Pseudococcidae
Product: polycomb group protein Pc-like
Exons: 8
Coding region: 281-1660 (459 amino acids)
Biological process (GO): negative regulation of transcription by RNA polymerase II
Cellular component (GO): chromatin; PRC1 complex
Molecular function (GO): chromatin binding
Source: RefSeq, a predicted model, not a curated record